CUGGAGAGCUGGUGGAGGGGAGAAGGCUGCCUCAUGCCUCCGGGGUUUACUGGGAAUUAAUAAUCUGACGUCCACCGGACUCCGUCGGUUCCGGAAGAGGGAAUUAUAACUCAACAAAAUGCAUCUUUCUGGGAUUUGGAUGCUGAUGGCGGCUCUGCAGGUUGUUCUGGGUGGAGGUGGAGAGGCCGAGCACUCGUUGUCAAGCAAGCAGGGGUCGUUGCCAUGCACGAGGGGCUUUACUCAGGAAGAAUACAUCAUCGAAACGGACCAAGAGUUGGCAAAGGGGCAGGCUGUCUUCAACGUGAGCUUCAUGAACUGUGGCAGAGGGAAGGUGUGGCUCCAGGUUGGAGAUUCGUCAGAUUUCAGGGUGAGUGAGGACGGUGUGGUCUACACGCUGCGCCGCCUCAGCCUAGCGGGAAAGCGAGAAGCUCUGGAGGUGGUCUACGCACGAGACCUGCAGUCCAAACAGGUCUGGAAGACCAGAGUGCACCUCCACGUCCAUCCAAAGGGUCACAGCGCAGGACCUGAACAGGUAAAGCCCAGUGAUGCAGCACUGACUCAGCGGGUACCAGAGAUCUUGUUUCCAUGGCGCAGCGUGGUUGUCAGGGGUGAUGGCACUCUGAGGCGAGUGAAGAGGGACUGGGUCAUUCCGCCUAUCAACGUCCCUGAGAACUCACGAGGACAGUUCCCCGAGGACCUAGUCAGAAUCCGCUCAGACCGGGAUAAGAACCGGAUGCUGCGCUACAGUGUGACGGGCCCCGGGGCCGACCAGCCUCCGACUGGCAUCUUCAUCAUCAACCCAAUCUCAGGCCAGCUGUCUGUCACCAAACCUCUGGACAGAGAGCACAUCUCCAACUUCCAUCUGCGAGCCCACGCGGUGGACCUGAAUGGGAAUCAGGUGGAGAACCCCAUCGACAUUGUCAUUAAUGUCAUCGACCAGAACGACAACAGACCAGAGUUCACACACACCAUCUUUAACGGCUCUGUACCGGAGGGAUCCAAGCCUGGCUCCUUUGUGAUGACAGUGACAUCAGUAGACAAGGAUGAUCCAAAAACUGCCAAUGGGAUGCUGCGAUAUAAGAUCCUCUCUCAGAAUCCCCAGAGCCCCUCCUCCAAUAUGUUCACCAUUAACAACAAGACUGGUGACAUCAUCACUGUGGCAGCGGGCCUCGAUCGGGAGAAAGUCACCCAGUACACCCUGAUCAUCCAGGCCACAGACAUGGAGGGAAACCCCACCUACGGCCUGUCCAACACUGCCACCACUGUUAUCAGGAUAACUGACGUCAAUGACAAUCCACCUGAAUUCACCACCGACACAUUCUUUGGGGAGGUUCAUGAGAACAGGGUGAAUGUGAUUGUUGCUAACCUGACCGUGACGGAUAAAGAUCAGCCUCACACUUCAGCCUGGAGCGCUGUGUACCGCAUCAUCGCUGGAGACCCCACCGGACGCUUCUCCAUCCCCACUGACCCCACCACCAACGAAGGCCUGCUCACUGUGGUCAAGCCCAUAGAUUUUGAGCUGACCCGCUCCUUCAUGCUGACGGUGGAGGCAGAGAAUGAAGUCCCACUGGCCCGAGGCAUCCAUCUUCCUCGUCAGUCCACAGCAACCGUCUCCUUACGGAUCCUGGAUGUCAACGAGAGCCCAGAGUUCAGCCCCAAUCCUAAGUCUAUCAAGCUGGAGGAGGGUCUACCUGCAGGUUCUCUCCUGACCACCUUCACUGCCCAGGACCCAGACCGCUUCAUGAGACAAACAGUGCGGUACUCCAAGAUAUACGACCCUGCUAACUGGCUGGAGAUUGACUCGGUUAACGGACGGAUUUCCACCAUCGCCAUCCUCGACAGAGAGUCUCCAUACGUCAAGAACAACCUCUACAACGUUACCUUCAUGGCUUCUGAUAACGGUAUCCCGGUGGCCAGUGGGACAGGCACCCUUCAGAUAUACCUGCUGGACAUAAAUGACAACGCGCCUCACGUGUUUCCUCCUGAGGUUGAAAUGUGCGAGAGGCCGGAUCCCAACGCCAUCAACAUCACUGCCAGCGACCCCGACCUGACCCCUAACGCUGGACCUUUCGCCUUCGAGCUAGCCAGUCGUCCAUCAGACGUACGUCGCAACUGGACCCUCAAUCGCCUCAACGGAGAGUUAACCCAGCUCAGACUGAGGAUCGGCUCCCUGGCCAGUGGGAUCUACGAGGUUCCCAUCAUGAUCACAGACUCUGGCAACCUGCCCAUGUCCAACACGUCCUACCUGAGAGUCAAGGUCUGCCAAUGUGAUCACCAUGGAGACUGUGUGGACAUGGAGAGAAUCAUCGCUGCUGGACUGGGCACCGGAGCCAUCAUCGCCAUCCUCAUCUGCAUCAUCAUACUGUUAGUGUUGGUGCUGCUGUUUGUGAUGUGGAUGAAGAGGAGGGACAAGGAGCGUCAGGCCAAGCAGCUCCUCAUCGACCCGGAGGACGACGUCAGAGACAACAUCCUGAAAUAUGACGAGGAGGGAGGAGGAGAGGAGGACCAGGACUAUGAUCUGAGUCAGCUGCAGCAGCCUGAUGCCCUGGAGCCAGAGUGUGUCAAGGUGGGGAUCAGGCGUAUGGAUGAGAGGCCUCUGCACCAUGACCACCAGUACCCCCUCCGAUCUGCUGCCCCCCACCCAGGAGACAUAGGAGACUUCAUCCACGAGGGCCUGAAGGCGGCAGACAACGACCCCACUGCUCCUCCUUACGACUCCCUGCUGGUGUUUGACUAUGAGGGCAGCGGCUCCACUGCCGGCUCCCUCAGCUCCCUGCACUCCUCCUCAAGCUGCGGAGACCAGGACUAUGACUACCUCGGCGACUGGGGGCCACGUUUCCGCAAACUGGCCGAUCUGUACGGCGGAGGGGACGAUUAGCACCCUGAAACCCACAUACAACCACCUUCCCCACCCCACCCUUGCUCUGGUGAAGUGGUUGGGACUGAGGAAUGAUGAUGUGGGGUAAACACGGGGUAUGGACCGGCACUUCUGUAUCACCACAGGACAGCUUGUAAAGAGACUUGCUGCCCGUUUGACAACCGUUGAUGACACUAGGGACCAUUCUGACUCCUGGCCUAGCAAUUCAGGCUAAUGGACAUUAUUAUCUGAGAGUUAGCACCUGUGCUAACAGAUACGAGCAUCCAGAACAGUGUGCUCGGAGGGGAUGUUGUCUCUAUGAUGGUAAAGAGCUACAACAGCCAUGCUACAGACGCUCAUUUACACUUGAAUCUCACAGUACAGAAGCACUGGGGUCAAAUGUGCCUUUUUGUACAUUCUUUUGAUUGUGUUCAGUCUUGAUUCUCUACGUUGCUUUAAAGCUCCUGGUGUUUUGCAACCGCAACUGGGAGGAGCACUUCGACAUGAUGAUGAUGAGUGUGUGUGUGUGAGUGUGUGUGUGUGUGUGUGUGUGUGUGUGUGUGUGUGUGUGUGUAUGUGUGUGUGUGUGUUUGAGAGUGUGAGAGUCAUUUCCACAGAGACACACUGGAUGGACACUCUAAAGGGCAAAGCCUAUUAUGAGAUGCCUUGGACGAUCUUUCCAGCAAAAACAUGGCUUUACUCUACAGCUCUGGGUGUUAAAAGUUUCCACCUGAUAUAGCCAGAUCAUUGUCAUUCCAUAAACAAGUCUAUAGCGCGCCCAUUUCACUACAUUGCUCUGGUAUUAAUGUGACUUGACUUCUCAUAUUAACAAAGCCGGCCGAGAUCAGAAGUUUUAAUUUCCUCUCUACUCCCACACUGAUUUUUUUUUUUCUCUGAAAUGUCUGCAGAGAUUUGAUUGAAUUGGUGCACAGAUUGGCUGCCUCCCCUGGCUUUCAACACUUUUUAGAUAAUUGAGGACAUUUAGUGCGACAAUGAAUUCCAAUAACUUUGUUUGUGAAUGUUGGAGUCAGUUUUUAAAAGCAGAAAAUGUUUAUUUGUAAUGCAGUUUAAAUAGUGUGGUUGCUGCACUCUCAUAAAUGGGAAUUUUAAAUUGGAUGUAGUUUGACAAGUUUAAGAAGCAAAGUGGUGAAAGACAGUGAUUAAAUCUGAUGUGUUUGUGCAGAUGAAAGCAAAAACAGCAACAAAGUAUCAAGGCCACAAGCAGAGAAACCGAGUAGAAGAAAAGAGUUAAAGCACUUUCAGUUGCUGGGCAACAAUAAGAUCUAUGAAAUGAUAAAAUUAGAAUUCCCCAUCAUGAAGAAAAUAAUUUGAAUAAUGAAAUAAGUUUGUAUUUACAUAAUCUAUGUGUUUGAUGAGCAGCUUCUGAACAGAAUGUUAAGUGACUGAAUGGUUCCCAAUGUACCGUCUGGAUCUGCAGCAGAGCAGCGUCAAUGUGAAAUAAAAGAAAAGCCAAUCAACCAAACUGCUGUCUCCACUUCUGCACAUACGUCUUUCUAAAUUAACACUCAAUACAGUUGUAAAUGUAGCAACAUUCGAACAAACUGGAGGUAUUUUUUUACCACAGUAGCAGAAAAAGUCCAUCCAAUUCAUUAAAUCUUUCAGAGAUAUUCACUGUCCCUGGAGGAUAUAACAUGUUGUGUAAAAGAAUUGGAAGAGGAACAAAAUUAAUCAACAUUUUUUUAGAUGUGGGUAUAGAUGUAAUCAGGGCUUUAAAUUAACUUUUUUGAUCACAAUCCCAGCAAGGCUAGUAGACUUUUGAAGUUACCAGCCAAUCAGAUUUUCAACAAGUCAUUUCAAAUUAAAAGCCCUUGUUUUCUUCUUUUCCCCUCCUAUUUCGCCUCCAUUGUCCCGUGUGUCUUCAGCAUUCCUCUUUUGCUCUUCUGGUUUUUUUUUACUCCAGGUAAAUAUCUCCACAGUUGUUUGUUAACUUAACUAAUACUAGUACUUUCCGCUCCUUUGUUUUGUUUUGCGCCAUCUUCUCUGUAUCAGCGUAACUCGCUUGUAAUCGAUACCAAGCACGCUAGGCACCUAGCUAAUGGUCGUAUGACACGUCACGACAAAGUGUUCAUGGGAAAUGUAUAAUUUGUUCUACGAGCAGUGUUGCCAGAAAAAGAAUAUGUUUCCCAGAAGAACACACACAAUGCCGCCCAAAUGUUGAGGCGGGAAACAGACCAAUCUGGCAACACUUUCAUCUCAUGAUUUCUGCAGUAAAUUAUAUCACUUGAUGUAUAGAAAACAUAGGCAAUUUAACUAAAUCAAUCUAAUAAAGCUACUAAACUAUCAAUUAGAUAUUAUAACAUUUUGAUUACCAUAUUAAUAUUUAGUAAUGGUUGUAGGAAUUUGAAGUUCUUUUCAUAGAAGAAGUUGGCAUCACUCAUUCCUUAGAUCUUCUAGUUUCAUAUGAUACCAGUAUCUCCAGUAUAUUCCUAAAAGUGAGCCCACUACAACGAAAAAAACUGACGCCCCAUCGGCUGUUGGAACACUAAAUAUUGAUACUUGGUGGCCAUGAAUCGAUAUAAUAUUGCCACACAUAAUAUCACAAUACUAUGCUACGAUUUUUAUAAUACGAUUUUGUCCCCCACCUCUAAGUAUAUGUAUAAAAGUCCAUUAAUGCUUCAUAGAUGGGCUCAGCCCCAGUGAGCAGGUGAACAUAAAUUUGAAGAUGUUGCUGGUUUACAUCAUUGCAGUUUUGUCCACCUUUAAACCUUCCUUAAAUCUUUACAGUGUUGCCAAAGAAAGAAAGAAAGAAAGAAAGAAAGAAAGAAAGAAAGAAAGAAAGAAAGAAAGAAAGAAAGAAAGAAAGAAAAAACAUACACAAAACCGCCCAAAUGUCUAGAAGGGAAACAGACCUUCCUGGCAACACUGACAUCUCAUCAUUUCUGCAGCCUGCUGACUCAAACAGAUGCAGUGUUAUUUUCUUCAUUCAUCACCAGCCAAAUAGGCUAGCAACUUUUCAAAUGUUACACAGGUUGGUGGGUGUGAUUUUAUAGCCCUGGAUGUGAUGUGCUGUGGAAAGCAAAAUGUCAAAUUACAGCUAAAACUCUUUUACAGUAGCAUGGUAUGGCUAAAAAGUUAUGUUCCAUGUUAGGUUUCUAUUGCAACAUUGUAAGGUGACAGGGACCUUAGAUAAAUAAACCAUAUUUAACCAGAUGAGCUUUAAACAACUAAAAAUGAAAACAUUAUAGAGGCUUCAACAGAAAACAAUUAAACCAAAAUUGUUUGUUUGCACAGAACUGUGAUAGAGUCAGUCUUCAACAGCUAACACCACUUUGUAUUUCACUUUAGCUGUGGCAGAGGCAGAGGGGGGAGCUGGUCGCACAUACACUAAAAAGGAAUCAAAUCGACUGGCCCGGCCAUGACAAGUGUACUAUCACUUUUCUAAGGGUUUCGGCAAACGGUUUUUAAAUUAUCUUGCAAAAACAUGCCAAAAAUUCUCUUCAAUGUUACCUAAGGCAGAGGCUAGAGUGGAUGACAUCAUCUCUAGAGUGCAGAGGGAGAGAAAAAUUUGUUCAAAAAUGUAUUUGAAAACUGCGCUUGAGGCCGCAAAUGCCACUAUACAGAAAUAAUUUAUACGUAGAAACGUAGCAAAAUUCAUCUUCUCACUCACAAUGGUAAAUGAAUGGUAAACAUACAAUGGUAAAGCUGUCAGAGUUAUAGUUUGGGCGUAGGAUGCACAGAUGCGCCACCAACACGCAUCCACAGCCUCAUAGACUGCCAUGGUAAAAAGGAGGGAAAAUUUCUGGAGGAAAGCAGAGGGACCAGUUUCUUCUGAUCGCUCUAAAAAAAAAAAAAAAUCUUAAUUUUACUCAUGUUUCAGAAAGACUCAAACCACAAAAAUUACUUUCCCCAAAAAAAGUUGUCAGUUAAAGAUGAAAUCUUUCCAUUCAUGUUUGCAAUAUAAUAUUGUUUAAAUAUGUGUUUAUGUGGAGUUAUAUACAAACUUCUGAUGAUAAUUAUUUUCUGUGACAGUUCAGACUUGCUGCAGGCGGUCUUUAUGACUUCAUUCUGUGACAGUGGUUGUUAUUAUAUGCGGUGAAGAGAUUUCAAUUGAUUUCACUCAUUAAAAUAACUUAACUUUCUGGCCGAGCAACAUUAAGGCUACAAAUUACCUACAAUGCAAUCCUUUUUGACCUUCCUCUCCUUCUAUCAGGCACUCUGUUGGAUCAUGAAUAUGUCUUAAAUAUACUAAUACAUACGGGCCAAUACAUGUUGCAAUCAUUAUAAAUCACCCUGUCCCUUCAAUCUCUAAUGGGCAAACUGCCAUGACAUUUCCAAGUCCCUUCGUGCUCCUGAGGGAGCAUCAAGUUCACUGUCAGUGUUACACAGCGAUAAGAUGAUCUGAAACACGACAUCCUGCUGAGUCACAGCGUCUGACUGUGUCGUCGGUGGUUGCUAUUAGUGGAAGCAGACGUCGGUCCGACCCAGAGCUGUAUGAAAGAGCUGCAUAUUUUUGCUUUUUGCUAGUGUGGUGUUCCAAAGCUAGUGAGAAGACAUGUACAGUACUGCUAGACUUUAGAUAGAUACCUUCUGUUUUUUGUUUUUGCUUUAAUCACAAUGUAACUUUUGCAGCUAAUUGCUCAUAAAGGGAGACAUCAGUUCUUGUUUUGUAGCAAAGAUACUUCUUGAUACUCUGCUGUGGUGGAUUAAAAUUUAAAAAAUGCAAUGUUUCUUUUGUCUGCUGAUGAUUUGCCUUAGUGUUCUCUGGUACUCUCCUACUGGCUACUGUAAACUGAAAUAUGUACAGAUUGUAUUUUUUUUUCUCUCUUGUUGUUCUUUUGGCUGUGGUCUCUGAAAAUGACAUGCUAAUAUCCUGAAUCCUUGUAUAUGUGUAAUUUGGAUUACAAAUUAAAAUGUUUUUGCAUGUUUUUAUCUUUUCA
Centropristis striata (black sea bass) is the source of this 7755-nucleotide messenger RNA. Its product is annotated as cadherin-2-like. The record is from RefSeq and is a predicted model, not a curated record. Gene Ontology annotation, biological process: cell morphogenesis; homophilic cell-cell adhesion; calcium-dependent cell-cell adhesion. The coding region runs from base 119 to 2878 and encodes 919 amino acids. NCBI's taxonomy places the organism in Eukaryota, Metazoa, Chordata, Actinopteri, Perciformes, Serranidae. The transcript is spliced from 16 exons. Gene Ontology annotation, cellular component: apical part of cell; neuron projection; adherens junction. Gene Ontology annotation, molecular function: cadherin binding; calcium ion binding.